Messenger RNA from Chenopodium quinoa (quinoa), 2176 nucleotides. Its product is annotated as beta-galactosidase 3-like. Gene Ontology annotation, biological process: carbohydrate metabolic process. The transcript has 9 exons. NCBI's taxonomy places the organism in Eukaryota, Viridiplantae, Streptophyta, Magnoliopsida, Caryophyllales, Amaranthaceae. Gene Ontology annotation, cellular component: vacuole; cell wall. Gene Ontology annotation, molecular function: beta-galactosidase activity. The record is from RefSeq and is a predicted model, not a curated record. Bases 1201 to 1626 code for a protein of 141 amino acids.
UCAAAACAAACAGAGGAAGAUGGAAAGAUGAAGGAAAAUCAUUUUCCAGGAAAAUGUUUUCCACCAAAACAAACGGAGCUUCAGUAAUUUAAAUAACGGUUUUUUUCACCAAGCCAAAUACCCUUGAGUUUUAACUUUACACAAAUUAUUGGGUGCGACAGUCCGCACCCAAUAGUUCAUGCGGCGAGAAGGUAGCGGCAGCGGUAGCGGUAGGUUCACCAUCCUUUCAUAAUCCAGAUCUACAACCCCAAAAUCCCAAAAUCAAAACAAAUUACAAAUUAAAACAAAUAAAUAACCCUAAAUCAAAAAAAAAAAUUUAAAUUGGAGGUUCUAAUGGCGCGGCGUCGGCGCCCAAGUAGCACUUUAGUAUUAUGUAACACUUGAUUGUAACACUUUUAUAUUAGAUAGCACUUGGUUGUAAUAUUUGAUAUUAUGUAGCACUUAGUUGUAACACUUUGAUUUUAUGUAGCAUUUGGUUGUAACACUUUAAUAUUAGUGGCAAAUGUUAAAAAAUAACAAAUAAAAACAAAAAAGUUCUUAUUCGAGUUAUCUUUCCUCCUUUCCUCCUUUCCUCUUUCCCAAUUCCUUAAUCUCAGUUUUCUUUCCCUCUCUUAAAACUCAGUUGGUCACUCACUGUCGCCACCCCACGCCGACGCCCACCCCACGCCGACACCCACCCAUUGGCGAAUGAAGUUCUCACCGGCCACCCCACGUCCCCACCCACUGGCCAAUGAAGGAUGUUACCCUACUAGGACACGGGCCAAGUGAAGAAUUAACGAUCCACACGUCCGUCGUCUGUCGAUCUUAGCAUUCUUGGCGGCCGUUGCUACUCACGGAGUAGGUCAGAGUCUUUCCGUUUCAGGAUGAUAUGUUUUGGUAAGAUUCUUAAAGAUUGUUCAGAAAGCUGGACUCUAUGCCCAUCUCAGAUUCAGACCUUAUGUCUGGGCGGAGUGGAAUUUCGGUGGGUUUCGUGUAUGGUUGAAGUAUGUACCAGGAAUCAGCUUCAGAAAUGAUAAUGGACGACCUUUUAAGAGAGCAAUGCAAGGAUUCACUGAGAAAAUCGUAACCUUGCUGAGGAGUAAUGAUCUGUUUGAGUCUCAUGGUGGGUCAAUCGUUCUCGUACAGGUUGAGAAUGAAUAUGGGAGACUAAGUGUGAGACUUGGAUUAGAUCAUAAGAAGGCAAUAACUACAUGAAUUGGGAUGCAAACAUGGUUCAGAGUACUGAUACAGGGGUUCCCUAGACCAUGUGCAAGGAUGAUGAUACUCCGGAUCCUCUGGUUUAUCGAGUUGGCUUUUUCUGCUGCAAGGUUCAUACAGACAGGGGGAUUCUUUGUGAACUACUACAUGUACCAUGGUGGGACAAACUUCAGGCGAACAGCUGGAGGUCUAUUUAUCACCACUUCUUACGAAUAUGAUGCUCCUCUUGAUGAAUAUGGUUUGAUCAAGCAGCAAAAAUAUGGUCACCUAAAGGAACUUCAUAAGGCAAUUAAGCUAUGUGGAUCAGCACUGGUUUCGUCUAAUUUUGUAGUUAUUCAAUUGGGGGAUCAUCAACAGGCUCAUGUAUUUCCUCGGAAAAAGGAAGUUGUGCAGCUUUUCUUUCAAACUAUGAUACAUAAUCUGGUGUGAGAGUUCCUUUCAAUAAUAAACUCUACACCAUGCCUCUCUGAUGGUCCAUUAGCAUUCUUUCAGAUUUGGAUUAAAUGGAUCAAAAUGAAGGAUUAGAUAUACUUAGAUAAACGUUCUUUUUUUUCCCGAGAUCAUAUCAAAAAGUUUGGAGUUGUCUGCUGUUAUAGCUGAAGCUGUCACUAUCAUUGUUACUGCUGCUUUGUUGUUACUGCUAUUAUUACUGCUGUUUACCGGCGUUACUGCUGUCUGUUGCUGUUAUCGUUGCCAUUGCUGUCUGCUGGUCUUGAUCUGCUGCAUUUACUGCUAGCUGGUGUACAGCUUCUGCUUUUACUGCUAGCUCGCUGCUGCUAUCUGCUGUUAUUACUGUGCGUGCUGCUGUCAGUUCGCUACUACGCUGACUGUUUUUGGGAAUUUGGUGGUCUAGAGACUGAAGUUGACUUUGUUUUUGUUUUGAUUAUUAGAUUGUUUAGCCAAACGAAAAAACUGGUGAUUAUGGAUGCUUGUUUGUAAGGAUUAUGAAAUGGUUUUAAUUCAAAUUAUUUUCUAUUGU